AUGUUGGGUUUCGUUUGUAAGAAAUUUCCGCAUUUGAGGUCCGCUGCUAGAUCUUCCGUCACUAUUUAUAAAUUUUAUGGAACAAAAGCGGGAGAUGAAUCCUUAAACCAAGUGAAGCAAGAAUCCUUUGUAGUUUCUUAUCUCGUAAAUAGAUGUGGGUUUGCUCCAGAAAAGGCUCUUUCAGCUUCUAGUUAUAUAAAGUUUAAAACGACAGAUAAACCAGACUCUGUGCUUUCGUUGUUGAAAAGCCAUGGAUUCUCAGAAACCCAGGUCUUAAAAGUUGUUCAAGGGUGCCCUCCAAUCCUGCUAAGUGAUCCUCAAAAUACCCUUUUGCCAAAGAUUGAAUUUUUCAAGUCUUUAGGGUUUACGGAGGAAGAUUUUACUCAAGUACUAUGUAGAGCCCCCAGUAUUUUCAAAAGAAGCCUGGAGAAUCAGCUCUUGCCAACUAUAAAUUUCCUUGAAAGAUUCAUUUCCUCUCCAGAGAAAAUAAGAGUUUGUGUGAAACGGGGCACAUGGAUUUUUUCUCCGUCUUGUCAGCAUUUAAUGGAAGAUAAUGUUCAAGUUUUGAGGGAAAUGGGAGUGCCCGAAUCAAGAAUUGCGCAUUAUGUUCAUCACCAGCCUAGGUUGAUCACCAAGGACAAGGACAAGUUUAGAAAGGUUCUGGAGGAAGUGAAGGGACUGGGGUUUGAGCCGACGAGGAAAACAUUUAUGGUGGCGGUUCAUGUGUUCUGUUCCAUGAGUAAAUCGACUUGGGAAAAGAAGAUACGUAUUUAUAAGAAGUGGGGGCUUACAGAGGCUGAGAUUCUUGAAACCUUUGGGAAGAAUCCUUGGUUCAUGUCAUGCUCCGAGGAAAAGAUUCAAGGGGCGAUGGAUUUUCUUGUCAACAAAAUGGGGUUCAAACCUUCUGAUCUUAUGAGAAACCCUGUGACCAUUACUUUUAGUUUGAAGAAGAGGAUUAUUCCUCGAUGUUUGGUUUAUCAAACUUUGUCGGCUGAGGGUUUGCUAUUGAAGGACUUGAAAUUACUCACUAAGAUGUUGUUCGUUUCUGAGGAAAAGUUCCUAAUGAAGUUUGUAGAGUGCUACAAGAAAGACGUUCCUGAACUGCUUAAGCUAUAUCAGUUAUCUUGCCUAAAGUAG
Ipomoea nil (Japanese morning glory) is the source of this 1137-nucleotide messenger RNA. RefSeq names its product transcription termination factor MTERF15, mitochondrial-like. Gene Ontology annotation, biological process: chloroplast organization; regulation of DNA-templated transcription. The record is from RefSeq and is a predicted model, not a curated record. Gene Ontology annotation, cellular component: chloroplast. Lineage: Eukaryota; Viridiplantae; Streptophyta; Magnoliopsida; Solanales; Convolvulaceae. Gene Ontology annotation, molecular function: double-stranded DNA binding. Bases 1 to 1137 code for a protein of 378 amino acids. The transcript has a single exon.